This is a messenger RNA of Salarias fasciatus (jewelled blenny), 1092 nucleotides long. It is a transcript of the gene mchr1b, whose product is annotated as melanin-concentrating hormone receptor 1b. Bases 1 to 1092 code for a protein of 363 amino acids. Gene Ontology annotation, biological process: neuropeptide signaling pathway. Gene Ontology annotation, cellular component: plasma membrane; neuron projection. Gene Ontology annotation, molecular function: neuropeptide binding; melanin-concentrating hormone receptor activity. NCBI's taxonomy places the organism in Eukaryota, Metazoa, Chordata, Actinopteri, Blenniiformes, Blenniidae. The transcript is spliced from 2 exons. The record is from RefSeq and is a predicted model, not a curated record.
AUGGAUGUCUAUAACCUGAAUUUAUCUUCAUCACCCUUCACUUCGCUGGAUGAUCCUGAAGAAGAUCACGCGCAGCACCACAGUGCGCUCAUGCCCAGCAUCUUCGGUGCCAUUUGUUUCUUGGGCAUCGCCGCAAACUGUAUCGUCAUCUACACCAUCGUGAAGAAAACCAAGCUGUGCUCCCAGCAGACGGUCCCGGACAUCUUCAUCUUCAGCCUGUCGGUGGCGGACCUGCUCUUCCUGCUCGGCAUGCCCUUCCUCAUCCACCAGCUGGUGGGGAACGGCUCCUGGUGCUUCGGCGGCGCCAUGUGCACCGUGAUCACCGCUCUGGACUCCAACAGCCAGAUCGCCAGCACCUACAUCCUCACCGUCAUGACGCUGGAUCGAUACCUGGCCACGGUGCACCCCAUCCGCUUCAAGCACGUGCGCACCCCCCGCGUGGCCGUGGCCGCCGUGGCCCUGGUGUGGGCGUUCUCCCUGCUCUCCAUCACCCCGGUGUGGAUGUACACGGGUCUCAUGCCUCUCAAGGACGGGUCGGUGGGCUGCGCGCUCCUGCUCCCCGACCCGGCCGCGGACACGUACCGGUUCACCCUUUACCAGUUCUUCCUGGCCUUCGCUCUGCCUCUGGCCAUCAUCUGCGGCCUCUUCUUCAAGAUCCUCCAGAACAUGUCAGCCACGGUGGCUCCGCUGCCCCAGCGCAGCCUGAGGGUGCGCACCAGGAAGGUGACCCGCAUGGCGGUGGCCAUCUGCCUGGCUUUCUUCAUCUGCUGGGCUCCGUACUAUGUCCUGCAGCUGGCCCACCUCGGGGUGCAGCGGCCCAGCUUUGCUUUCCUGUACGUCUACAACAUCGCCAUCAGCAUGGGUUACGCCAACAGCUGCAUCAACCCGUUCAUCUACAUUGUGCUGAGUGACACCUUCAAGAGGCAGCUCAUGGUGGCCAUCCGGCCGUCGCACAAGACGCUCAGGGUGGCCCCGGCUCUGGGGGAAGGAGGCAUGGUCCUGAGGAUGGCACCAGACAGCUUUCACCCAUCUCACUCUCAGUCAUCAAGGGAGCUGCUUCAGAACAUGCUGCCGGUCACGGUUGCACAGUGA